GUCAGGUGGGAGACUGAUCUGUACACUAAAGCUAAAAUUAACCCUGCAAGCUCCCUAUAAGCUCCCUAAUUAACCCCUUCACUGCUGGGCAUAAUACAAGUGUGGAGCGCAGCGACAUUUAGCUGCCUUCUAAUUAUCAAAAAGCAACGCCAAGGCAUAUAUGUCUGCUGUUUCUGAACAAAGGGGAUCCCAGAGAAGCAUUUACAACCAUUUGUUCCAUAAUUGCACAAGCUAAUUGUAAAUAAUUUCAGUGAGAAACCUAAAGUUUGUGAAAACGUUUGUGGAAAAAAUGAACAAUUUUAUUUUUUUAUUUGAUCGCAUUUGGCGUGAAAUGGUGGCAUGAAAUAUACCAAAAUGGGCCUAUAUCAAUACUUUGGGUUGUCUACUAAAACAAAAUAUAUAUACAUGUGAAGGGUUAUUCAGGGAUUCCUGACAGAUAUCAGUGUUACAAUGUAACUAUCGCUAAUUUUGAAAAAAAAAAAUGGUUUGGAAAUAGCAAAGUGCUAUUUGUAUUUAUUGCCCUAUAACUUGCAAAAAAAGCAAAGAACAUGUAAACAUUGGGUAUUUCUAAACUCAGGACAAAAUUUAGAAACUAUUUAGCAUGGUUGUUUUUUUGGUGGUAGUAGAUGUGUAACAGAUUUUGGGGGUCAAAGUUAGAAAAAGUGUGUUUUUUAAAAAUAAUUCAUCAUAUUUUAUAAAAAAUUUUUAUAGUAAAUUAUAAGAUUUGAUAAAAAUAAUGGUGUCAUUAGAAAGUCCAUUUAAUGGCGAGAAAAACGGUAUAUAAUAUGUGUGGGUACAGUAAAUGAGUAAGAGGAACAUUACAGCUAAACACAAACACAGCAGAAAUUUCAAAAUAGCCCUGGUCCUUAAAGGGACAUUAAACACUAAAUACAUGCUAGAUAGAAUGAUGCAUUCAAAGAAAAGAUUAGUCCAUGACUAACAUGUAGAUGUAUUUUUUAAAGUUUCAUUAGUUGUUUAAAAAGUGACAAAAUAAGUGUAAAAUUUUAGUGUCUAUAAAACAAUGGGAGCUGCCAUGUUGUAACUUAGGUUACCUUCUCUGCUGUAGCCAAUUAGGGUCAGUUAUAAAUAGGUCACUAGAGUGUGCAGCCAAUGGUUGUGCUGGAUUUAACAGUUUCUACACUUCCAUUUCUAACAGCUCACAAUUUCAGAUUGGAUUUACAGGCAAAGAUGACAAAAUAAAUAAUGAAAGUAUAUUGAGUUGUUUUUAUUAUAUAAAAUUUUUCAUUUUACAUUACCAUCUCAAAGUGUUUAAUGUCCCUUUUUAACGGUAAGAAAUUGAAAAAUGGCCUUGUCCUUGUGGGGUUGAAUAGAUAGAGAAUACAAAUUUAAACAACUUUCCAAUUGAUGUUUAAUAUCUAAUUUGCUUUGUUCGUUUUCUAUCGUUUGUUGAAGAAUCAGCAAUGCAUUACUGGGAGCUAUCUAUUUUAACACAUUGGGUGAGUCAAUAAAAAGGGGCAUAUAUGUGCAGCCACCAAUUAGCAGCUCCAUUUGAAUUGUGGAAGAAGAAAAAAUUGUGUUUAAUGUCCCUUUUAGGUGUCUUUCUGUGAAUUAGGUUCCUGUUACUGUGAAGAUCACGUACAAUACACGUCACUGCGUUUGUCAGUAAAGAAGAAAUGUUAUAAGAAUAUCUGACAUAUUCAGUAGCGCUGAACAAGACAAUGUCUGACAAGAACCAAACCUCAGACCUUCAUGAUGCACACAGCGACUCCUAACCAAGUAUCAGAUGUAGACUGAAGUCUACAGAUUCCUGCUGCUCCAGUUUGUGCAAUGGGUCUUUUCAUAUGCAGGGGAGAUGGGAGCGUCUGCUCUUUCUGCAUUCUCAGCUCCUUUCACUGGGUGUCUCAGCCUAACCUCAUCAAGAGUGCUAAACUAGGAUCUUCUAAGGCUUCUUGAAAACUCAGGCACUGGGCUAUUAAAUGUCAAGGAAGAGGAUGAGACAGAUGAAAUGAAUAGUCAUAAGACUAAUUCGUCCCUCCCUGCUGAUGAAGAUAACACUGAUAUAGUAAAAUUUGAGAUAACAGAAGAUCUGUGUGUGAGGCAUCAUCUGGGAGCCCAAGAUGAGGAAACCAGUAACUGUCCAGAUGAAGAUAUCGCUGAUAUAGUAAAAGUUCAGCUAACGGAAGAUCUGUGUGUGAGGCGCCAGCUGGGAGACACAGAUGAGGAAACCAGUGACAAUAUUAGCACAGGCCGUAGGGAUUUGACGCCUUCAGCUGGCUCACUGAUUGGGCACAGAGGAGAACCGUAUGUGCAUGAUCUUGUGAAGACUGAGGAGGAUGAAGUUCCUAUAAAUAUGGCUGAAGGGGGCUCCAUGAGCUGGAAUAUCACUAAUCAAAGCCAGAGUGCAGGUGUUUCUUUCAAUCUCAAACGAGAUUGCAGAAUCCAUGUGGGAAAUAAAUCCAUUUUAUCUUAUAAAUGUGGGGAAGUACUCACCAGUGAAUCAACUCUUGUUGCACAUACAGGAAAUAAAUCAUUUCCGUGUUCUGAAUGUGGUAAAUGUUUUAACCAGAAAGCAAGUUUUGUUAGACAUCAAAAACUUCACACAGAAGAGGAAAUGCAUUCUUGUUCCGAAUGUGGAAAAAAUUUUCGUCAGAAAAAAGAUCUUAUUAGUCACCAGAAAAUUCAUACAGGCGAGAGAAUAUUUUCAUGUUCUGAAUGUGGGAAAUCUUUUACCCAGAAAUAUAGUCUUCUUUGUCAUCAGUCAAUUCAUACAGGAGAGAAACCAUUUCCUUGUGUUGAAUGUGGAAAAUGUUUUCGUCAAAAAAAAGCUCUUUAUAGUCACCAGAGAAUUCAUACAGGGGAGAGUCUAUUUUCAUGUUCGGAGUGUGGGAUACGUUUUGCCCAGCAAUCAACUCUUAUAACUCAUCAGAAAAUUCAUACAGGAGAGAGAGUUUAUUCAUGUUCUGAUUGCGGGAAAUGUUUUACUCAGAAAUCCAAUCUUGUUAUUCAUCAGAACAUUCAUACAAGAGAGAAAGCAUUUUCAUGUUCUGAAUGUGGGAAAUGCUUUACGCAGAAGGCCAACCUUAUUACUCAUUUGAAUAUUCAUACAAGAGAGAAAGCCUUUUCAUGUUCUGUAUGUGGGAAAUGUUUUAUCCGGAAAUCAUAUCUUAUUUAUCAUCAAAAAACUCAUACAAAAGAGAAAGCAUUUUCGUGUUCUGAAUGUGGGAAAUGUUUUACCUGGAAAUGCAGUCUUAUUGCUCACCAGAAAACUCAUACAAAAGAAAGAGGAUUUUCAUGUACUGAAUGUGGAAAGUGUUUUACUUGGAAAACCUGUCUACUUAUACAUCAGAAAAUGCAUACUGGAGAGAAAGCAUUUUCAUGUUCUGAUUGUGGGAAAUGUUUCACCCAGAAAUCCAAUCUUGUUACUCAUCAGAAAAUUCAUACAAGGGAGAAAGCAUUUUCUUGUUCUGAAUGUGAUAAAAGUUUUACCUGGAGAUCCAGUCUUAUUAGUCAUCAGAAAAGUCAUACUAGAGGAAAAUCAAUUUCAAGCUCUUAAUGGUAAAAUGUUGUAUCCAUAAAUCAAAUUUAAUUGCUCACCAAAAAGUUUGUCGUGGUAUUUUACCAAUGCCAUCAAAUAUCUUGUAUAAUCUGUAGGGUGAGAUACAUUAUGGCAAACCAUAAGAAAAAGUGUGUAUUUAUUUUUAUUAUAUUCGUGAUGUAUCUAAUAUUUUAACAGAUAAGACCAGGUUCACAAAAAUGUGUGACUAUAAAAGGUCAACUACAAUUUAUUAGUUUACUUGAUUUAAAACUUACGUAUAAAUGCAAUUUAUAUUAA
This is a messenger RNA of Bombina bombina (fire-bellied toad), 3793 nucleotides long. Its product is annotated as gastrula zinc finger protein XlCGF57.1. Lineage: Eukaryota; Metazoa; Chordata; Amphibia; Anura; Bombinatoridae. The transcript has 7 exons. Bases 1967 to 3514 code for a protein of 515 amino acids. The record is from RefSeq and is a predicted model, not a curated record. Gene Ontology annotation, biological process: regulation of cytokine production; negative regulation of transcription by RNA polymerase II; regulation of immune system process.